AUGGUGCUGGCGGCGCUGACGGCGGCCGCUCGGCUGGGCCGGCGGCGGUUGAGCGGGCCGGGCCGGGGCCGCGGGGCCGUGACCGGGCGCUCCCGGAGCCGGCGGGAGGCGGCGGAGGCCGAGGCGGCCACGCCCGUGGUGCAGUACGUGGGCGAGCGCGCCGCCCGCGUGGACCGCGUCUUCGUGUGGGGCUUCAGCUUCUCGGGGGCGCUGGGCGUGCCCAGCUUCGUGCUGCCCGGCUCGGGGCCCGCGCCCCGCGGCCCGCGCCCGCGCCGCCGCAUCCAGCCCGUGCCCUACCGCCUGGAGCUGGAGCAGAAGAUUUCAUCUGCGGCAUGUGGCUACGGAUUCACAUUGCUCUCCUCCAAAACCAGGGAUGUGACGAAAGUCUGGGGCAUGGGCCUCAACAAAGACUCCCAGCUGGGGUUCCAGAAGAGCCGGAAGGAUAAAGCGCGGGGCUACGAGUAUGUUCUGGAACCGGCGCCCGUGCCGCUGCCGCUGGACCGGCCUCAGGAGACACGGGUGGUGCAGGUGGCCUGCGGCCGGGCCCAUUCCCUGGUGUUGACUGACCACGAAGGAGUUCUCAGCAUGGGAAACAAUUCUUACGGGCAGUGUGGACGGAAGGUCGUGGAGGGUGAAGUGUACAGUGAAAGUCACAAAGUGCAUCGGAUGCAGGACUUUGAUGGCCGCGUGGUGCAGGUGGCCUGUGGUCAGGACCACAGCCUGUUCCUGACCGACAGAGGGGAGGUCUACUCCUGCGGCUGGGGCGCCGAUGGCCAGACAGGUCUGGGCCACUACAACAUCACCAGCACCCCCACCAAGCUGGCCGGGGACCUCGCCGGAGUCCGGGUCAUCCAGGUUGCCACCUAUGGGGACUGCUGCCUGGCUGUGUCUGCCGACGGCGGCCUGUUCGGCUGGGGCAACUCGGAGUACCUGCAGCUGGCCUCUGUCACUGACUCCACGCAGGUGAACACAGCCCGGACCCUGCCCUUCUCGGCCGUGGGCCAGGUGAAGCAGGCGGCGUGUGGUGGCACGGGCUGUGCGCUGCUCAACGGUGACGGCCAGGUGUUCGUCUGGGGCUACGGGAUCCUUGGCAAGGGGCCCAAGCUGGUGGAAAGCGCCCUCCCCGAGAUGAUCCCGCCCAGUCUCUUCGGCCUGACGGACUUCUGCCCCGACGUGCGGGUCGCCCACAUUCGCUGCGGCCUCAGCCACUUUGCUGCCAUCACCAGUGACGAUGCCGGGGCAGCCUGUGGACGUGGCUUGUGGUGUGGAUCACAUGGUGACUCUGGCCAAGUCUUUCAUCUGAGUGUGGGCUCCGAACUGGACGCCGGCCAGGAACUGACACCCCCGCCCCCCAGCCCCAGACCUGUGCAACCCUCCCACGGGAAGCUGUGAUGCUGGGUUGGGGAUGUUGGGGAGACCCCAGUGCUGAGAAGCUGCAGGACCCUCCAGGGCACCCCCCUCAGCCGAGUGCCGGGCUUGGGGAGCCACCACCCCAGCUUUAACCAGGGCCCCGGCUUCAUCCUGGGGUCACCGUCAGCUGCCCACUGCAGCCCCCACUCCUCCUGCCCUGGCCCCGGAGCCCCCGCAGCAAGAGGCCGGGGGCCGCGUUCCUGUGGGCUGAGGGCGCAGACAGGGCCACACACGUUUGGCCCGAAUACCAGCCUGGAGAAGAAAGAUCCAGAAAAUUGGGAAAAACAGUUGUACUGGUAACAUGUCUUUGUCUUCACAAACUUUUUUUUUAAACGUCUUUGGAAUAAAGUCUAUUUUCUGCCUGAUGUUUUUCAGAA
Molecule: messenger RNA, 1787 nt
Organism: Sorex fumeus (smoky shrew)
Lineage: Eukaryota; Metazoa; Chordata; Mammalia; Eulipotyphla; Soricidae
Gene: RCC1L
Product: RCC1 like
Exons: 10
Coding region: 1-1392 (463 amino acids)
Source: RefSeq, a predicted model, not a curated record